Messenger RNA from Gryllus bimaculatus (two-spotted cricket), 2686 nucleotides. Lineage: Eukaryota; Metazoa; Arthropoda; Insecta; Orthoptera; Gryllidae. The record is from the annotation of a GenBank genome assembly.
GAAUUGAAUUACUGAAUAAUGUCUUACCCACCAAAUAAUCAGCAGGGUUAUCCACCACCCUAUGGAGGUCCUCCAGGUGUGUACCCCCCACCUCAAGGGGGAUACCCACCCCCCACCAGCUUCCAACCUGGUCCAGGUUAUGCACCUCCUGGUAGUCAGCCUGGAUAUGCCCCUGGCCAGCCAGGGUACCCUCCUGGCCAGCCAGGCUAUCCUCCAGGCCAACCUGGCUACCAGCCUCCUCAGGGGCAACCUGGCUACCAGCCUCCACAGGGGCAACCUGGCUACCAGCCUGGCUACCCUCCACCAGGAGGAUAUCAGCCAGGAGGUUACGGCCAACCAAUUGCCCAACAGCCAACUGGUGGACCAACUCCUCAAGCCCCAGGUGGCUGGAUGAGCAUGCCCCAAGGGAACCCUGGUAUCCCACCUGGUUUGGAGUAUCUUACACAAAUUGAUCAGCUCCUGGUCCAUCAGAAAGUUGAAAUUCUUGAAGCUCUAACUGGCUUUGAGUCUAAGAAUAAAUUUACCAUUAAGAACAGUAUGGGGCAGAAAGUAUACUAUGCUGUUGAAGAUUCUGACUGCUUGACUCGUAAUUGCUGUGGGCCAUGGAGGCCCAUGGAUAUCAAAAUUCUGGAUAACUUUAAAAAUGAAGUGAUACACAUGAACCGUCCAUUGGCUUGUGAUUCUUGUUGGUUUCCAUGUUGUCUUCAGUCAAUGGAAGUCUCCUCACCUCCGGGCACAGUGGUGGGCAGAGUAGAACAAGAAUGGAGCAUUUUGACUCCCCAGUUCAGAGUGAAAAAUGCAGCUGGAGACACAGUGUUGCGGAUAGAGGGUCCAUUUUGUACUUUCUCCAUUUGUGGUGAUGUGGAAUUCAAGAUCUUGACAGCAGAUGGGGCCACUCAAGUUGGCAAAAUUUCAAAACAGUGGGCCGGUUUGCUCCGAGAAGCUUUUACAGAUGCUGAUCAUUUUGGCAUCACCUUUCCCAUGGACUUAGACGUGAAGAUGAAAGCAGUAAUGAUGGGAGCAUGUUUCCUAAUUAAUGUGGAUUAUGCCUGAUACUGAAGCUUUUUAAUGUCUGUCAGAUGUACAUCUUCAGUGACUUCUAUUUUUUACCUAGAGAACUGACUGGUGGAUGUCUCAAACUAGAGGUUUGUACAAUUAAUUUUUAUCAUUGCAUUAGCAGGCUCUUGACAUCCAAAUUUUUUUAUUCCUUGAAGAGAUGUAUUUAAAUGGAAUUAUUGACCUCUGUAAACAUAAAACAUGUACAUGUUUCAUGUAAACAUAAAACAUUACAUGAAAAACACGUAAUGCAAUCAGUACAGAUGAGACCCAACCAUGCAGCUCUUUAGUAUUUUCAAUGUAAGUAGAUUCCCUUAUCUCUUAGCACUUUAUAUUCUCCUAGCACUUAAUAAUAAUGCAGAUUAAUGUAAUUAUACAUUGUCUCGCCUCAAUUUGCUAUAAAUAACUAUUGUAACAUUCUGUGUUGGACACAUCAACCAUAGUUAUAUCGUGUGAAUAUAAAGUUGAGAGUUAAUAUUGGUAUUCGUGGGCACAGUCUGCUUCAGACAGUGUGCAAAGACGCACAAGAUGGGGAGAGAGAAAAUAGAACCACAUUACGGAAUGAAGUAAUGGAGGCAGUGCUCUUUAAUUGGCAUUUUGCCAGAUCUGCUCUUGAGAAGAAACAGUCUUCUUAAAUGUUUCAUUAUUGCUCCUAUUGCCAUCUUUGAUUCCUCCUUAGUUUCUCCAAAGGAAUUCAAUGCUCUUGCAAAAUAAAGAAAGAAUUAUCAGAUUCUUGAAGAUAAAGACUAUUACUGCCAGCUUGCAAGUGUUUGUGUCCAUGAAGCCCAUAUAUCUGUUAUAAACAUUAUAUAUUACUAUCUUACAUUACUAAUAAUAUUGUAUAGGAUAUUCUUUAUGAUACCUAACAAAUUGGUAUUAACUCGUCCAAAUACAAUUUCCCAAUGUGUAAAUUGUCAAAACAGUUCUGUUAUGUUCUGCUAUUGAAUUGAUUUUCUACUUGUACCUAAUGUGGCUGUUAACAGUAGCCUUAUGUGAAUGUUUAAAAAAUAGUAUUUACGAUGACUCUUAGAGAUGAUUAUAUUUUGUAUGAAUUUGGAUAAUACGAAGCAGGUUCUAAUGGCUGCAAGUUGAGUCAAUUGAAAAUUGAAUAUUGGCGUACUGUAAGAAAAGUAGUUUAUUCAAAUAUUGCUGAAGAAGUGAGAAAAAUGCUAUUUAUUUUAUAAAUGCCUCCACUGUUGAGAAUACUACAUGGGUGUUGUGAAGAGGUCAACUAUUUUUAUGUUAAAAUGUACUAUAUGACUUGUCCACGGUGUUAGAUAAUUGUAAAUAUGUUUAUGUUGUACAUUAACAUGUUAAAGACUGUAUGUUGUGUGAGUUCAAGCAGCUACUGCCCCCAGCUUUCCCAAAUGGUUACCAAAUAUAUUCAGUGAUUGAGGAAGUCUGAUAUUUGAAGCACUUAAUGCUAACUGUCUUUUAUAUUUGUUAGUCAUUGCCAUCAAACUUUUCAUUCCUGCUGUGAGGUAAGCCAGCUUUUAAUGUGCAGGAAAUAAUGUGUAAUUCAGUGUCUCGACAUUAAAAAGAUUGCUGAAUGAUAUUUUUCAGAUAUGAAUAUUGUUUAUUGUAUGUGUUAAACAGAGCAAUAAACAAAGUGUUUACCACCAUUUAUUUA